AUGUGUCUUCUUCAAAAAUUACAUUUUGUUAUAUCAAUAAUGCAGAUGAUAAUGAAGGAUUAUUUUCAAAUUUGCAUUCUCCUAUUAACUCUGUUUACAAGCAAAAUCGAUGGCAAUUUUCGAUUUGCGAACUAUUAUCAAAAUCAUAUGGUUCUUCAACGUGCUCCACAAAAGGCAAUCGUAUGGGGUUAUGGUGAUGGUCAAAAUGUAUCGAUUAUUUUGAAGAUAAAUAAGAAGAUUUAUCAUACGAAGAGCUAUUUAUCAUCAAUCUAUUCAUCAGAUGAAAGUAUCUGGUCGGUAACACUCGAUGCUGAAAGUGAAGAAGGUCCAUUUGAACUUGUUGCUACACAAACAUUCUUGAACGGAUCACGAAUAUCGAUUAGGCUCCAUGAUGUUCUUUUCGGAGAUGUUUGGUUAUGUUCUGGUCAAUCGAAUAUGGCAAUGGCUGUGCAAAGAAUUUUUAAUGGUUCAAUUGAGAUUGAAAAUGCUGGAAAAUAUCCAAAAGUGAGAUUAUUUACAGCAUCAAGGCAGCAAUCAGGAAAACCUGAAGAAGAGCUUUUGGAUAUUGCACUCAAUUGGUCGAUUGCAUCGCCAAAAAGUGUUGGUAGUGUUUAUGCAUCAGCAGUAUGUUGGCUCUAUGGUCGAAUGAUUCACAUAGGACUUGACGAUAAACGACCAAUUGGUCUUAUUCAUACAUCUUGGGGUGGUACAGCAAUUGAAUUAUGGUCACCACCUCAAGUACUUAAAGACUGUGAUGUUUUAAUAGAUAAGCAAAUAGAACUUGAAUAUAGUGAUGAAACAGACUUUAAACCUGAUAUAGUAUUGAAUAAUUCAGUUUUAUAUAAUGCAAUGAUCUAUCCAUUUACACGUAUGGUUAUUAAAGGAGUGAUUUGGUAUCAAGGUGAAGCUAAUGUUAAUCACAAUCGCGAUAAAUAUCAGUGUACAUUUCUUAAAAUGAUUCAAUACUGGCGACACAUAUGGCAAAAUCGUACGUACUUCAUUACUGAUCCGGCAUUUCCAUUUGGUUUGGUUCAAUUAUCAACGAGAGAGAAAACAGGCAAAAUUAUAGGUGGAUUUCCUUGGAUUCGAUGGCAUCAAACCUUUGACAUAGGAUAUACCCCUAACAAUGCUACACCUAAUGUAUUUAUGGCAACAACUAUGGAUUUACGAGACGAUGGGGGAGGUAUUCAUCCUCGAACAAAACUUGAUGUCGGAUAUCGUCUAUCUCGGUCUGGUCUUGCCAUUGCUUAUGAUCAAAAAAAUGUCAAUUAUCAAGGACCAAUUGUAAACGAAAUAGCAAGAGAUAGUGAUGCUCGAAUAUGUUGUCAAGAAAAACAAAUAUGUAUGUCAAAUGAAACAGCUUGGAUAGCUGCACCAGCAAAUUAUGCUGUAAAAUCACCUAUCACCGUCAAACUUACAGUACCAAUAAUAUGCCGAUCUAAAUCAGUACAUGGUGUUCGCUACUUAUGGAAAGAAACACCGUGUCCAUUUAAACAGGCUGCUGUCUAUAGUACAGCUGAUUCGAAUUUACCCGCUCCACCUUUUAUUCAAUUUUUUUAA
Rotaria sordida is the source of this 1560-nucleotide messenger RNA. The record is from the annotation of a GenBank genome assembly. Lineage: Eukaryota; Metazoa; Rotifera; Eurotatoria; Philodinida; Philodinidae.